AUGGUCACGGCCUGCCGCUCCUACGAGGCAGCCAGAUGCCCCAUGUCUGACAUCCGUGCCCAGCCUACACAGGUGAGAGCCUUAACCCAGCACCAGAAGAGUAAGAAACAGAAGAAUCUCGAUAAGCAACCUCCGCAACAGUCGACAGCGAAGACAGCAGAACUGUGCCAGUGCUGUGCAAGGUACCAUGAGACAGGGGCCUGCCCUGCAGCCCAGGUCACCUGUCGUAACUGUGGUCGCCAAGGCCACUUCGCAUCCACUGUCAAGUGCCCUGCCAGCAAAGCUCAGUGCCGUCUCUGCUCCCGUAUCGGCCACUUUGAUAGUUGUUGCAAGAAGGUAUCCCGUCAGAACCACAAGCAGGGUAGUACUGAUGGUGCUCCCACCCCUUCGCAACAAAAAUCCAAGCAGCUCUCCUGCCGUCGCGUGAUAUCUCCCAGCCCGGCAGUACCUAACACGUCAGUGUUCUCGUCACCCAUGGUGGUAAGUCGUCGCACUUGCGGAUGA
Molecule: messenger RNA, 504 nt
Organism: Scylla paramamosain (green mud crab)
Lineage: Eukaryota; Metazoa; Arthropoda; Malacostraca; Decapoda; Portunidae
Exons: 1
Coding region: 1-504 (167 amino acids)
Source: RefSeq, a predicted model, not a curated record